GCAGCAGCAGCUCCGGAGCGCAGCGCAGCGCAGCCCGAAUCGUGGAGCCGUCGGUGGCAUGGCGAAGGAAGGGCGGCCGGCAGCGCUGCCUGGCCGGGGUUAGAGCGACCGAGCGCGACCGAGCCUUGCGGGGAGAGCGCGGUCCGCGAUGGCUUCCAAGGAGCGGCUCUACGAGCUGUGGAUGCUCUACUUCGCCAAGAAAGAUUUGUCCUACCUCCAACAAUGGUUAGAAGCCUUUGUGGCCAAUUUUGAGAAGAUCAUCGCUGUCCAUUCUCUGGAACCGAGAAGGCCCGAAGACUCCGUAUCUGAAAUUCCACUUUUACCUCUGGACGUCUUGCAAGUGUUAACCCAACAACUGACGUCUUCGGUGUCCCAAAUUUCACGCGACGAGGUAGCCGAACCUGGCUUGAAGCAAGCUCUCCUGCUCACCAAGUUCUUCAUCAUUAUUUGCAGGAAUCUCGAAAACGUCCAAGCUGAUCGUCCACCCCUGUUUGUCCACGAGCUGAUCAUUCUGCUGUCUACCUGUUCAAAACAGCUCAACAGCUUCCACACGGACGCCUGGCCCCACCAUCGCCAGCUGGAGACCCUCACCCUCUACGCCCUGCACCUUUGCGAGUGUCUCUUUGAUCCCUACCAAACUUGGCGGAGGCAGCUGAGCGGGGAGAUUGUGAGUGCGAAAGAGAAGAACAAAUACAAGUUCGCACCAGCUGUGUUGCCUCCGGAGUUCGGUUCCUUUUUUGAAGAAUGCUUUGAAACGGACCAAGAGCUGCCAGAAUGCCUUCAGUUACGGCUAAUCCACCUUUUGGGGGCUAUUCUAUCUGGAUCCAAGCAAAAUGCCCUCCAGAUGAUUACCCCAUCGACCGUCGAGGUUCUCAUGUUGGUCCUCAGGAGGUGGUGCCUUCCGGCCAGCGGACCCACGAAGGACCCCCAGUUGCUGCAGUUGACCCUCAAGAGCGUGGUGUCCAUGGUUCACGUCCUCCACACCAGCAGCCCCAGCCAACGGGCCGUAGAGAUACGAGCCAUCUUGGACAGCUUCUUCAAGGUCCUCAACGCCGACCAACCCUUGGCCUCCUUGGAAGGAUCACCCGGUCCUCACUGGGAGGAGAAGUUGAUCACACUGCGGGUGAACAUGCUGGAUGCCAUUCCGGAAAUGUUGAAUUCCGACGAUCGUCCAGUCUUGCAGGCCAUGUUCCUGAGCAACAAUUGUUUUGAACACAUCAUACGAUUGAUCCAAAACAGCAAGCUCCACCUGAGCAGGGAGUGCAAAGCACCUGCAAGGGAUCUGGCCACACGGCUGCUGACUGAGAUGGAGACCUGUCAGGUUUUUGACAACAGUUCGGACGCCAUUCCAAUUCACGCCAUUGGGGUCCUCACCUCCAUCAUGGCUACGUCUCCCGCUGCUAAGGAGGUCUUCAAAGAAAGGAUUGGCUACUCCCACCUCUACGAGGUCCUGAAGAGCCAGAGUCAGCCCACCAAGAAACUGCUUCAGCAGCUCCUCAACAUGGCUGUUGAAGGGGACCACACCGCCUCGCCUCCGCGCCUCAUCCACAACGAGCAGCCGCUACUGAUCCUGACUCAGUGGAUUCCCGAACUCACCUCCCGGGACCUCCAGAUCUUCCUUUCGGAGUGGCUGAAGAAAAUCUGCAACGCUUCUCUCCAGAGCCGCACCACCUGCGUCCGGGCGGGCAUGGUGGGUUACCUGUUGGACACGCUGAGCGCCGCGCAGCAGAAUCUUGACCGCAAAUGCACCGAGAACCUCGUCGACUUGCUGCAAGUGCUCGGCGGUCUCUCGAUCCGUCCGGGCGAGUUACGGCAGUUGCUGAAACUCCUCCGGACCGAGAAUGGCGCAGGUUGUCACCCGUACACUGUGCAAGUCGUGCGAGCUCUUUCGGGGAUGGCGCGCAAGGAAGGACCCGAGCGGGCACUGCAGUAUUUCGACCUGACGCCCAGCAUGGCGGGAAUCAUGGUGCCCACCAUCCAGAAGUGGCCUGGGGUUGGCUUUGCCUUCCACGCCUGGCUGUGUCUCCUGACUGAAGAAACCAAGGACGCUCCGGAGGAAACUGGCCGACUGAAGCGGAAACAAUUGUACAGCUUCUUCACAGCCAGCGGGACCGGCUUCGAAGCCUUCUUCACCACGGAGGGCAUGUUGGUGGUAGCCGUUUGCACCAAGAAGGAGUAUAUGACGGUCGCUCUGCCAGAGAUUCACUUCAACGACGCAGCCUGGCAUUGCGUUGAUGUCGUCCACAUUGUGGGCCGCCGGCUGUUCAGUCAGAACGUGGUGAACAUUUUCGUAGAUGGUCAGCUCCAGAAAUUCGCCCAGCUGCGUUUCCCGUCCCUUGGCGAGGCCUUCACGUCUUGCUGCAUUGGUUCUGCUGGCCAUCGGACCACAACCACGUCCACAAUCUACUCGCCCCCGUCUCACUCACCGGAUCUGGAAUUCCCAACACACCCUUUUCUGAACCGCUCACAGUCCUUCCCAGCAUCUCUGGCUUCUCACACCUGGACCCCCAUCCCACCCCGGGAAAGCAUGGUUUCCACCAUGAUUGCGGGGACCCAGGACACCGAAUGGGGGAUGCCCACCUCUUUGGAGGGCCAUUUGGGGUCAGUCGCUAUCUUCUACGAGGCACUCCAGCCUGCUCAGGUGAAGGCCUUCUUCUUGGCAGGACCAAAUAUCGCAUCACCAUUUAAGCCUGAGGGAGAUUUUGGGGAACUGAGUAGCAAAUUACUUUUGUACUACACACCCCAGGCCUGUAAAAGCAACAUCUGUCUGGAUCUUUCUCCAAACCAUAAUCUGGACGGGAGGCUGACAGGACAUCAAGUGGUGAACUGGGAUGUUAAGGAUGUCAUCAACUGCGUUGGCGGGAUGGGAGCUCUGCUCCCUCUGCUGGAUCAAGUAGCAUCUCAAAAGGAAGAAAGCAAAGAGAUCCAGGAGAUCCACGAUUUGGUGGGGCCAGAGUUGACGUCUUCACGGAGUGCUCAAGGCUUACACAUUCCCCUGGGAAAAUCUUCAGAGGGCAGGCUGGAGAAGAAUGGAGUGGCUGCUUUUUUACUACUGGUGAAGAACUUCCUGUGUGGUCACCAAGUCAAUCAAGAGAGUUUGGUCCAAUGUCACGGUCCCGCCAUCAUUGGAGCCUUGCUACAGAAGGUCUCCAGCCAGAUGGUGGACAUGAAUGUCCUCGUGGCCUCCCACAUUCUGAUGGAGGCGGUGGCCUCAGAAGGACACAACCUCUUGCUUCAUCUCCUCUACCAGGCCCUCGUCUUUGACUUCCGCAUCUGGACCAACAGUGACUUUGCCGUCCGGCUGGAACACAUCCAAUACCUGUCCAACAUAAUUAAGGAUCACAAACAAAGGAUACGGAAGAAAUAUGGAGUGCAGUACAUCCUAGAUGCCAUCCGGACCUAUUACGGAACCUACAAGGAGAAGCCCAUUGCCACCGAUAACCUCCGGACGGUGCAAACAUCCCUCUUCAGCCUCAUCAAGGACUUCUUCUGCAGGAACAUCUCCAGUGAUGAAAUGCAAAGCACCAUGAAUUAUCUGGCAGCCGUAAAUGAUGAGAACCAGGUAUGUGGGAUACUGGAAGUGAUCCAGAGCCUGCAGAAGAGUUCCCCGUGCCAGGACCAGCUCUUCGCUUUCCUGUUUGAGCCAGGCAAUGUGGAGGUCUUCUUCUCCCUACUCAUUCAACGGAAGUUCUCAGAUGAAGUCCGGGAGAGAAUCUUCAAGAUUUUGUACAAGUUGCUGAAGUACGAGAAGAUCCACGAACGGUACAAGCAUCGCUUGAAGCUGAAGGACGUCGGCUACCAUGGCUUCAUCUCGUACCUGAACGACAUCCCAGUUUCCAUACUGUUCUUCCGGUGCCUUCUGGAACAAGUCCUUGGAGCAGAUUCCCCAAACUACAAGGAUUUGAUGGCCGUCGUUUACCUCUCCCACCGGGCAGAUCUGACGGUCAGACUGGACAUCUGCAGGAAGCUCUUCCACCUAAUUUACUCGCAGCACGACAUGGUGAAGCACCUGGCCAAGCUGGCAGGCUGGCAGGACACCCUCACUAAGCUCUACGUCAAGGAGUCCUACGAGUCUCGCCAACACAGCCUGUCGAGCUCGGCCAACGGGGUGGACUUCUUGAAGCUCUCGGAGCAGUCCAGCAUGGAAAGAGGGAAAGAGCUGGUGGGCUCCACGAGUCCCUUGACCUCUGAACUGCCAGACUUGGAUGUGUUCCUCCCCUUGGGCUACGAAGCUUCUGACCACGAGCUGUCAGAAGGUUUCUCGGAUCUGUCCAUGUCUCCCACCAGCCAGAAGAACAAGAUCUUCCAGUCUUACGCCUUCAAAUCCUUCGACUCCUUAGAGCUCGCCAGCCAUUCUUCAUCCUCUAACAUCAUGGACCUUCCCGGGCAGGGAGAAGUCCACCCAGGAGGCCCAGCUGACCGUGUCUACCACCCGCUCUCACCUUUCUCCAAUUCUCCCUUUGACCUCGGAUUGGAUUUGGGCAGCAGUAGCUCCGCGGCUACCUUGGAAAGUGGCAACCAUACCCCACUCAGCCUUCCCGGGACGCCAUCUCCUCUGGAGAACUUCAAGCCGUUCCCGGGGUCAAGAGCUCGGAAGAGUUCCAGCUUGUCCAACGUGCUGGACGAGACGAGCUAUCAAGAAACUCUGCCAAGCGACAGCAUUUCCAACACAAGCAACCCUCAGCAAACCCCGGAGGAAGAACUGUGCAACCUACUCACCAACAUCAUCUUCUCAGUCACCUGGCGGGGCGUGGAGGGCUGGGACGACAUGGCGUGGAAAGAGCGAGGACAGGUCUUCUCCGUCCUCACCAAGCUGGGCUCGGCCUGUGAGCUGGUCCGCCCACCUGACGAGAUCAAGCGCAGCCUUCUGGAGAUGAUGAUGGAAUCGGCCUUGACAGACCUAAAGGAGACCACCCCAGCUCUGCUGCCGAGCCUCACCCAGAAUGCCUUGAAACUGCUCCAUCUCCUACAGGAUUUCUUGUUCUCAGAAGGUCACAACAACCAGGUCCUCUGGAGUGAGAAGAUUUAUGAGGGUGCCAACAGCCUGCUAGACAAGCUGGGGGUCUGGAACCACUUGGGCACUUCGGAGUUGAAGGAGAUGGCACAAAUUGGCCUGCGGGUGUUGAUUGGAUACAUCAUGUUGGAAGACGUGCAGCUGCAGUCCUUGGCCUACGUCAAGCUUCACGGUCUCCUCCAGACAGUUCAGCCCCCCAGGAAGGAACAAGCCUGUUACCUGCUGGGCAAACUGGAGACCCCACUCCGAGCUUCUCUGCACACCAAGUCGGAGACCUUCUCCUGGCUGGUGCCCAUCAUCCGGACGCUGAUGGACCAGUGUUACAAUACUUUGCAGCUCCAGCACUUCCUGCCGUCUCUGCCACCCACCAACGGCAGCCCCACCUUUUACGAAGACUUUCAGAUCUUCUGCACCCACCCAGAGUGGCACACCUUCAUCGAGAAGCACGUACAACCCACUAUGGCCCAGUUUGAAAUGGACACGUUUGCCAAGAGCCACGAUCACAUGUCCAACUUCUGGAACUCCUGCUACGACGCCUUGAUGAGCAGCAAUCAGAGGAGGGAGAAGGAGAAAGCUGAGAGCCGGAGGAAGUUCCAGGAGCUGAUCCGGGAGCCUGUAAUGAAACGGGCGAAAUACGAAAAUAUCCGGCACACAAAUAUGCUGAAGCAAAUCAACCAUCAUCACAAUACGGUCUUGCAACAGUGGCAGGCGAUACAGCGGCUACUGACUUCUCAGCGCUCAGUGUGGGCUGACCAGAAUCCACCUGAGAUCUACUGGAAGCUAUCCAACGUGGAGACCUACUCCCGAAUGAGACUGAAGUUGGUUCACAAUCACCAUUACGACCGCCACGCAGAAGCUAGUGCCUUGCGGGACAACCUUGGUGCCGAUGGCUUACACAACCCAGCGGAAUCCCUACCUUGCGUGGCCAAAGAAGCCAAAGUCAGUGAGAUGCAGGACGAUCAACUAGCAGAAGAAGAAGUCUCGUUCUUGGACAAUCACCUAGAACGCAAAGAGCAAAGCCAGCGAGAGAAACUGCUGAUCUCGGAGGAUUGCGAACUCAUCACCAUUGUUGCUGUGAUCCCGGGACGCCUGGAGGUCACCACUCAACAGAUCUAUUUUUACGACAGCAACAGCGAGAAAGAGGAGACUGAGGAUGGUAUCGGACACGACUUCAAGCGUCCACUCGGUCAGCUCCGGGAGCUGCACCUGCGACGUUACAACCUGCGACGUUCGGCUCUGGAGUUCUUCUUCAUCGACCAGGCGAAUUAUUUCCUCAACUUCAAGAAAAUGGUGAGGAACAAGGUCUAUUCCACCAUCCUCAGCUUGCAGCUUCCUAACCAGAUUUAUCAAGGCAGCCGCUCCCCGCAAGACUUGCUCAAGGCCUCCGGACUGACUCAGAAAUGGGUCUAUAGGGAGAUCUCCAACUUUGAAUACCUCAUGCAGCUGAACACAAUUGCAGGACGCACCUACAAUGAUCUUUCUCAAUAUCCCGUGUUCCCCUGGAUCCUGCAAGAUUACGUCUCAGAGACCCUGGAUCUCAACAACCCGGCUGUUUUCCGGGAUCUGUCCAAGCCCAUCGGCGUGGCCAAUGAGAAACACGCCAAGGAUGUCAAAGAGAAGUACGAGAGCUUCGAGGACCCCACGGGGAUGAUUGACAAAUUCCACUACGGCACCCACUACUCCAACGCAGCCGGUGUCAUGCACUACCUGAUCCGUACGGAGCCUUUCACCACGCUGCAUAUCCAGCUGCAGAGCGGGAGAUUUGAUUGUUCUGAUCGCCAGUUCCACUCGGUUCCUGCCGCUUGGCAGGCUCGUUUGGAGAAUCCGGUGGAUGUGAAGGAAUUGAUCCCGGAAUUCUUCUACUUUGCCGAUUUUCUGGACAACCAGAAUGGUUUCGAUCUCGGCUCUCUUCAGAUAUCGAAUGAGAAAGUGGGGGACGUGGUCCUUCCCAAAUGGGCCAAAUCCCCAGAAGAUUUUAUCCACAAACACCGGCAAGCACUAGAAUCCGAGUAUGUCUCAGCCCAUCUGCAUGAAUGGAUCGACUUGAUCUUUGGCUAUAAGCAGAGGGGGCCAGCAGCUGUGGAAGCUCUGAAUGUAUUCUACUAUUGCACUUAUGAAGGGGCAGUCGAUUUGGACGCGAUCGCAGACGAAACGCAACGCAAGGCUUUGGAAGGCAUCAUCAGUAACUUUGGGCAGACACCCUGCCAGCUGUUGAAGGAACCACAUCCGGCCCGUUUCUCGGCUGAAAAUGCAGCUAAGAGACUUUCUCGCCUGGAUACAUAUUCUCCCAACAUUUUUGAAAACCUGGAUCAACUCAAAUCGUUCUUCGUUGAAGGCAUCAGCGACCGGAUCCCACUCGUCCAGGUGAUCGUGCCCAAGAGUCAGUCUCAUUCUUUCAUGACUCAGGGAUCUCCGGACAUGAUGGUCACAGUCAGUGCCAACGGGCUGCUAGGAACUCACAGCUGGUUGCCGUACGAUAAAAACAUCUCCAAUUACUUCAGCUUCACCAAAGACUCCACCGUCUCCAACCCAAAGACGCAGCGCUACCUGUACGGACCCUUUGCUCCGGGGGCAGAGUUGUCCUCCAAAACAUUGGUGGUCUCUCAUGACGGCAAGCUCCUCUUCAGUGGAGGUCACUGGGACAACAGCUUGCGGGUCACCUCGUUGAGUAAAGGAAAGGUGGUGGGACACAUCAAUCGUCACAUAGAUGUCGUCACCUGCCUGGCCUUAGAUCUGUGCGGAAUCUACCUCAUUUCUGGAUCGCGAGACACCACCUGUCUGGUGUGGCAAGUCCUUCAGCAGGGUGGACUGUCUUAUGGCUUGGCUUCCAAGCCAGUCCAGGUCCUCUACGGACACGAAGAUGAAGUCACGUGUGUUGGCAUCAGCACAGAGCUGGACAUGGCGGUUUCAGGGUCGAAGGAUGGCACCAUCCUCGUUCACACCAUCCGCAGAGGGCAGUUCAUGAAGUCGCUGAAGCCCCCAUGGGAGAGUUCCCUGCCGGUCACCAUCUCCAACCUGGUUGUAGGUCACGAGGGGCAGAUCGUGGUCCAGACGAUCUUGGGGGGAAGAGCCUCUCCCAAGGACAAGUUCGCCCUCCACCUUUACUCCGUCAACGGCAAGCACCUGUCUUAUGUCCCUCUGGAUGAGCAGGUUACCUCGAUGUGCGUCACGGAGGACUUCGUCGUGUUGGGCACUCUUCAGUGUUCGUUGCAGAUCAGGGACCUUCAGAGGCUGCAGCCGGCAAUUCCCUCUUUGAUCAUGAAGGUCCCCAUCCACAGCGUCUCCAUGACGAAAGAGAAAAGCCACAUCUUGGUGGGUCUGGAAGACGGCAAGUUGAUCGUGGUCGGCGCAGGGCAGCCUUCGGAGGUGCGGACGGGCCAGUUCCAUCGGCGGCUGUGGCGUUCGACGCGGCGUAUCUCCCAAGUGUCUUCGGGCGAGACAGAAUAUCAUCCGACGGAAUCCAAAUAGAGGCCUCAUUUUUAACUUUCCUGUUGCCUUGUAGUUACCUCUCUGCCACAGUGGUCCCCAGGUUCUCCUAAGAGAAGGCCCACCACUGCUGCUGUCUGAUUCUCUCGUUGCGCGGCCGACGGAUCUUUGCGGCUGCAGGGAUAACCUGCGGCAAUUCCCCAGAAGCGAGAACCUGCACACAUCUGGAGCAGGCUCCUGAAUGCAGUUUGUGCAGCAGAACAAUCUGGGGGGUUUUGUGUGUGUGUGCCUGUGUGUGUGUGUGUGCGUGUGUGGUUUCCCUGAGUCCAUUCAGCUGUUCCCCACCGAUCAAUGCUAUACUACUGUUGAUUCCUGCAGAGCUUGAAACGGCAAAUGUUUGUAUUCGUUGUCUUAUACUGGAGAGCGUGAGCGAGAGAGGACGGGGUAAGGCUGCUGGAGUUUUCUUCUCCCCCUCCCACCAUGUGCCAGAGUCUGGGGGUCACGAGUGAAGCAAUAGACACCCCAACCUCAAGACUGCGGGUGAUCUCUUGGUGGUGGCCUUAAGGAGACAUUAGUUGCACUACGUGGAAUACUGUGCCCGAAGUGGACACCCGUUGCACUCCGUGUCCUGAGAAGGGUGAGAAGUUCACUUAAACUCCGAAGAAAGCUUUAAAGGGAAGUCAGGAAGGUCAGGAGCUCUUGAUCCUCAAGUUGGAAACCAAGAAAGUUGGACAGGGCGGGGAAACCCAUAAGCGUUAUGCCAGAGAUGGGGCAGGAGGCGAAUCCUCAAAUCUCCUACGGUAUGAAAAAAGUGAGCUUUUCCCACAGUUCUGGUGCCGUCUGGUGGCUUGGUCCUGAAAAACGUCCAGGGGACAGUUGAUUGUUAGGGAUGUGGGAGACCCAGACAUUCAUUCAUUGGGGGCCAACUGUUUGCAACACCAUGUCCUGCGUACCUUCACGAGCAAUAAAAGACAAUCUUGGUGCCCACGGGUUAUACCCAACCCUGCCUCAAGGCCUUAUGUUUCUCUGUGUCCCAAGACGAGGAGAACACGAGUGGACAAUGGUACCCUCAGCCAGUUGUCCACUUCGUUCCUCACUUUCAAAAAAAUCCAUUCAAUAGACACUCCCUGAGACGUCUUAUCCAAGGACCUCCUGGUGGAAACAAUGGACUCCCUGCUCCAUCCUUUACAUGUUUUAUGGAAUGGACAUCAUCUUCCUCUUAAGCCCCUGCUGAUAUCCACACUUCUGGCUUUCUUCACGGAGAAGAUGGAGGAUGUGCUGAGAAAUCACACGCAUGUUUCAUCACGAAGACAAAUCAGAGCAGAUUCUACACUGGAUGUGAGCUUUGUCCUACCUUCUUGUUCCUUGCUGCAGUUGUCUGAAGUUCUCUCCAAACUAAGACGAAGUCCUCAACUUACUCCACAGUUGUCCAACUACCAGCCUUCUUGGAGAGGUCAUUCCAUCUCUUCGCCCACAUGGUUGAAGAAAACUGCGCUCCUGAAGGAAAGCACCUCUCGCUUCGCACCUAAAAUCUGUUCACUUAAAAUAAGGUGAUCCUUCAUCUACUCGUGUCUGAGUUACCUCUUUGUGUCCUGCUUCUGUGGCUGUACAAGCACGUUGAUGGUUGAAUGUCCUAGAGAAGAACAGGUACCUGUCUCCAUCCCCACAUGGCUUCCUUCCUGAAUUACAUUGUCUAUUGUUGCUGUCUUCUUCCUAAGGGAGAACAUACUUCAUCCUCCAGGAGCACUUCUGAAGAUCUUCUGUCUUCAGUUACCCCUAGAAAGCAACUCCAUUGUUUCAGAUUUCAGCUUCUGUGAUUUUUAUCCUACUCUUUAAUUAUUCUACUGUUCGUUGGUUGGUUCAUCUUCCUGUUAGGAACAUGGAGAAGAGGGAAGCUGUUCUUCUGCUUAUUUGCAGAUGAGAAAUUUGCAAAUUUCCAGAAGCUGGCUCAGAUACUUUAUGGGAUGUUACUGCACUCCAAAUGUGAUGCGUUAGAACAAUGUUUCUCAACCUUCGCAACUUGAAGAUGUGUGAACUUCAACUCCCAGAAUUCUUAAAGCAUGCUGGCUGGAGGAUUCUAGGAGUUCGGCCACCCCUUUUAAAGCAUACUAGUUAGGAAUUCUGGGAGUUGAAGUCCACCCAUCUUAAAGCAUAAUUGAUGGGGGAUUCUGGGAGUUGAAGGCCACCCCUCUUUAAGUUCCCAAGAUUGAGAAACAGUUCAAUAGAAGUUUAAGAUGGUGGUGUGUUUUUUUUUUGCCUUUUCUGGCCCACUAACACAUCUGCUCUUACUUACGUAGAGGCAAACUGAGUCCAGACUACGAAUGUUUUAUCAUAUUCCUUCCACCUCUCUUGUUUUGCCUUUUUCUUCCCCAGGUAAGCAUUCUCUAGGAGACUACAAACCCAAUCAUCCCUGUGUCUCCCCAAACCCAGAAACAAGAUCCUCAAUUGCUCCACAAUUGUCUACAAGGUUGAAACCGUUCUUAAAUCUUUUUCUUCUAAUCUCUUAUCCAUUCCAGGUCUUUUCUCUGAAAGAACAUAAUAAUAAUAAUUCUGGAACAGAGACCAGUUUCCACCAAGUGCAAUAUCAGUGUUCCAAAACUUUUGUACCCCCCCUUUUUUUAUUAUUUGUCUAAAGGGGGUAAAGAUGUUAAUUUUCAGAGUUUUCCGAAAGAAAACUACCGAUGGAUAACUGUCCUUUGACCAGCAUGAAAUUUAACACUGACUAUUCAUCCACGGUGGCUGUUGGUUGAGGCUUACAUUGACUGCAGUUCUGAAGUUCCUAAGAUUGUUGGCCUGGUUUGUUUGAGAGAAUCUGAGUCAGUUGGAUUGAUUCGGGGCAGGUUUAGGCUGCAGACACCAGGCUGAAUGUUUGGGGGGGAUUUGCAAAGAAAAAAAAGGGGGGGCUCGUGUCUGUUGGUACGGGGUGAUGUACCACGGUGUGCUUUUUCCACGUGCAUAUUUUGUACAGUCUGUAUUGUGGUGGUACGCCAUCAUUUUUGACCCAUGGGAAGUGAAGAAAGAGAAAAGAAAGAGGCUUUAAUGAUUCUUUGCAGCCUCCUAAUGUUGCAAAGACUUUAAAAAAAAAAAAGUGAAUGUUUUUAAGAUUAAGGAGAUAGAAGCACGCUCUGGAAUUCAACAUUAUUUUGGAUUUGUAAACGAACAAAACUGGAUUGCGAAAAAUGCUUUUAAGGCAAUGUUUCUCACUGACUGCUUGAAGAAGGUUGGAUUUCAACUCCCAGAAUUCCCCAGCCAGCAGGCUGGCUGGGGAAUUCUGGGAAUUGAAGUCCACCCGUCUUCAAGAGUCCAAGGUUGAGAAACAUUGCUUUAAGGAUCGAUAUAGGGACAGGGGUGCCUUAUUUGUCCCCCAACACCCCUAAAACUUCCAUUUUGUCCCGAUCCAGAACCGAGACUCCCAAAGAGGAAAAAGAUCCAUCCUCCACUUCGAUCUGAGCCAUUGUACCAGCCCAGCCUUCUCGAUUUUAAGUAGGGCCAUUGGUUGCCCAAGGGGAACUCUAUGUAUUUUGCAAUAAAUAGAUUUUAAAGGAGGCACAGAUCCUCAGCAACCACGGGGCAUUUAAAAGCUCCCCUUGCAAAUCGAGGUACCCAUAAGGGAUUGCAAAUUUUUUGGACCUUGCCGGCGUUCUCUGUGAUGUGGAAAAACAGUGUCUGGUUUUAAAAGGCCUCUGGGACAGAACAAAUCCACUUAGACUGCACUACCUUGCGUCUUCUUUUCCUUCCAGAAAAUUUAAAAGCACAAUCUGAAUUUUUAAAUUUAGAAAAGUAAAAAAUAUGCCUUAAACUUGAAUGGGACUGCUUGCCUUGAAUUUUACUGGUUUUUGCCUCGCCGAAGGAGGAUAUUCUUGUUCCCCCGAGUUUAAAUAAACAGAUAAAAAAAGCAA
Molecule: messenger RNA, 12339 nt
Organism: Pantherophis guttatus
Lineage: Eukaryota; Metazoa; Chordata; Lepidosauria; Squamata; Colubridae
Gene: NBEAL2
Product: neurobeachin like 2
Biological process (GO): intracellular protein localization
Cellular component (GO): cytosol; membrane
Molecular function (GO): protein kinase binding
Source: RefSeq, a predicted model, not a curated record